ACAGACCUAGAAGUGCACAGGCUCCUCCCACUCAGCUCACAGGAAGUGAAAUGUGGAACAGCAACUGCAGGACGGCAGACAUAUCCAGCAGCUGAAGUGUUCAGGUCACUGAUGUGAUUUACAGAAGCAUCUACUGCCGCUAAAACAAGGAGCGUGUGAGGAUGGCUGCUCACAGAGCUUUAGUCUCUCUCAGCCUCUGCCUGCUGCUGGGUGAGCAAACGUCUGCUAAAAACGACGCUCCCUGCCAGCCCUCCAAAUGGAACAAUGGGUACAACAGAUUCCUGAAGCGCCACCUGCCCUCUGGUACUCCCAACUCUGUGGAUCACAACGAGUGGGAGAGGUUCAUCAAGAGUCUGGGAGGCUGCGACCGGCCCACGCAGUCCUUCCUCCGCCCGGAGGACCUGGACAGAGUGAGAGCCGUGUGCUCAGAGGAAGGAGGGAAAGUCUUCAAGGACAACCUGUGCAUCAGCCAGCAGCCUUUCACUUUCAUCACAGUGAGGAGCACUCCAGGAACCUGCGGGAUCAGGAAAGUGGAGCGGGAAAAGAAGCACCUGAUCCUGGCCUGUGAGGUGUUGGAGAAUGAAUGCGUCCCCGUCCACUUUGAGGGAAACCCCACCGAUCAGAGGCCCAGUAACAACGCCAGGAGCUGCCAGAGUUCACAGAGAAGAAACCAGGCGCCAAGCUUCAACAUGUCCUGGCUCUGGUUGAUCUUCACUUUCCUGGUCACUUUUUAUGUCUUCUGACGGUUAAUUUACCCGAUGACGAACUAGAGGAUGCCAAAGUUUUAUCUCAGGAUAUUUUAAUGUUUCUUGGAUAUUAUCCCAUUAAUUCAAUUAAUUUUUUUACCAGUAUUUUAGCAGUCUAACUGACAAACCACCAGCAAAAUGUGUUUUAAAAUGUGCUUUUUACUGUUGCUUUUUUUAAAAAAAAAAAAAAAAAAAUUGCUGAACAAAAUUAAAUAGUUUAACAUUUUUAAAUGAAAAAAACAGUAAAGCCAAAUUAAAAGAAUUGGUUUCUUUUUUAUGAUUUAUUUUUAAUCAAAUUAAACUGUUAUGACUGACAUUUACUUCUCCAAAUAAUAGAGGGAAGCCGCCAUUUCUUUAUGGUACUGGUAAAAAUGGAAACACAAAUAAAAAUCUGUAUUCAUCA
Messenger RNA from Oryzias melastigma (Indian medaka), 1149 nucleotides. RefSeq lists its product as uncharacterized. The record is from RefSeq and is a predicted model, not a curated record. The transcript is spliced from 2 exons. The coding region runs from base 162 to 743 and encodes 193 amino acids. Lineage: Eukaryota; Metazoa; Chordata; Actinopteri; Beloniformes; Adrianichthyidae.